CUAUGCCCGUCGGAAAGCCGUCGGCCUUUUUUACGCGUGUGUGUGUUUGGAGUGUGUGCUUGUGUUUGUGAUUGUGACAACCGGGAUCAAAAGUCUUUCCUAGAGAUCUGCACGUUGACUGUGCUGUGCACGGAAUGUAUCUCCCGUCCAGACAGAAGCUGCGGCUACAGCAAAGGCAGAAAUAGGCUAAAAACUCUAUUUGGGGGAGUUUUGUGCAAACGGCAUACCUCUCGAUCUUGGAUCAGUUUCGCAAUUGCGUCCUUUCCUGCACAAUGACAGAAGUGGCCAUUCCCGCUUCAGUAAUGGAAUCGGAGAUGAUGUUUCAACCAGAGUCCGAUCAGAUCUCUCCAGGUGAACCUAAGUCUCCGCCCCUGGACCUGAUCGACACAGGGAAAGGACUAAAAGUCCAGACGGCAACUCCUCAUCUGGUUAGCCUGGGCAGUGGGAGACUGAGUGUGGCUAUUACUGUUCUGCCGCUGAAAGAGGGGGUAACGCGCAUAGGCACAGAAGAUGCUCCGAUUCCUCAGGAUAUUACCAUUCAAGGACCUGGCAUCGAGGCAGAGCAUUGUCUAAUCAUCAAUGAAGGAGGGGUGGUGACCCUAGACCCCUGUGGCCACCUCUGCAGUCUUGAUGGAGUCCAGGUCACUGUACCAACACCACUCACUCAGGGUUAUUCUUUGUGUCUGGGAAAAUCCUAUUUGUUCCGGUUCAACCAUCCUGAGGAAGCCAGCAGAAUGAAGAGCAUGCUUCCCCAAAAGAGUCCUGUAUCGGCUUUAGCCUACAACACAGACUACCUGAAGUUUAGCAGUGACUAUAGCCAUGCAGUUGUGGGUGGCACCAGUAGUGCUAGGGGCAUGCGAUCAGCAUCUGAGCUUCGGGACUUGAUGGACACCCUGCAGCGUAAGAAAAUUGCCCUUGAAAACAGCCUGAGAGCCAACGGGAAUGCCAACCCCUCCUACUUCAGUGUGACACAGUCUCCCCCCACCACACCUGUCUCCAGUCCUGCCACAUCUUCAUCAGCCUAUCAGGAACAGGCAAGGCGUUUCUAUAGCUCCGAUCGUCCUUCUUUGUCUUUAAAAUCUGCUCCCCCUCUUUCCCCCGGGCGACGUUCCGACCCUUCUUCUUCUUUGGCCUCGCGCUCUUCAGUUGGCCGCAGUCAGGACAAUUUUAGCACCAGCGAUAGCCGACGACUGCACAGUCAGAGCUCCUCUCCUUUACUCUCCACCUGGAAUGGUGGGGGAUCUUCCACUUCUGUUGCCAGUAGUGAGAACUAUCUCCUCUCUCUUCCUCCAUCUUCUUCCUCAUCCCGCACUCCAUCUUCUGGGGGCGCUGCCAGCAUGCCCUCUAGCCCCCGUCUAGGACGCCGCACCUAUGGGAACCAGGGGAACCAGGAGCCGACACCCACUAGUCGAACCAGGAAAUACUCAGCAGGUUCGCUGAGUGGGAUGACAGCAGGAGGACACAGCCGCUCACUGCCACGCCUCUGUCCCUCCCCGUCCCCCCGUGACAAUAAUAAUGGAGUGCUAACUUUGUCAACGCUGCCUCCACGGCGGUCUGAUACUGCUGGGGAUUACAAAUUUAGCAAAGAGCAUUACAGCAACGGCCAAAACGCUGACCUCAACCACAAGUCUAGUUACUCCAGUCAGCAAGCUGCAAACAGGAUUAAAGGCCAGACCACAGCUCAAGGGGAAGGUGUCGUGUCGAUCUCCCUCUCUUCCCCUAGGACCUCCUCCUGCUCCACCUCCCACUCCAUCUCUUCCACAUCCACAUCCACUCCACCAGAUGUAACAAUCCCAUCCAGGGCAGGGGGCUCCUCUUCUCCUCGUGUUGCCAAAAAACUCUGCCUAACCUCUACCAGCUCAAUAGGCUCCAUCAGCUCUAUAGCUUCGAGCCCUCCAGAACAAGAACGGCUAAGCAGCAAUGACGCCUCCUCAGGAGCAGAAAUGUCUGUGGCGGAGCAAGAAAAACCAGGGGUGGGCCUUGAACUCACCGUUACACCGGGACUAGGACUUAGAGAGAGGAGUUCUUCAUUUGGGAAGGCCGGCCUGGAAACUGGAAUUGGUCUGGGGGAGAGGAGGCAGUCAUUUGGCAAAGCAGGGGUGACCCCGCCAGGGGGGUUCAGGGAAAGAAGGGGAAGUAUCAGCUCCCUAAGUGGGAAGGAAGAACUGACAGACUACCACCAACGCCAAAAAGAGGAGAGACUCCGUGAGCAGGAGGUGGAGAGACUGGAGCGACAGCGGCUCGAGACCAUCUUGUCUCUUUGCUCUGAGCUGGGCCGAGCUGAAAGGGACGGAGGCGCCACAGCCACCAGCUCCACUUCAGCUGUUGCAGACCUGCAGAAGAUCAACCAGGAGCUUGAGAAGCUGCAGCUGAACGACGAAGAUGAUGACACGCCUUCUGUCUUUUCCGACUCUUCAGCUGUUAGUGGAAUAGUCGGAAACGGGCACACGACCUCCCCUGGAUCGGAGAACGGUUACUAUGAUGAUGACCUGCAGGUACGACGGAGGCGUAGCAGCGGUCACCGAGACAACAGGGCCGAAUCACCUGCCAUCAGUCUGCGAAGCUUUGCCCCCACACCUUCACCGCGUGCACAUAGGACAAAUGAGGCUCUAGAGGAUGCAGCUCGCCAUCGUGGACAGGACACGAUCCCUUCAGAGGAGGAAGUGAGGCGCGUGGAAGAGGAGAGAAUCCAGGUCCUGAACAACAUGGAGGAGCUUGAACAAAAGAUCAAAGAGCUGGACAAUCAAAUUGAGGAAUCUGCCCGAGAGGUCGAGGUUGAGCGAGCUCUAGUUGAAGCUGAGCAGGAGUCCGAGAUAGCAGCUCUUCAACACGAAAAAGAUGCUUUAGAAGCGCUUCACAACAAGAUGGCUGACCUAGAGACCCAAUCCCAGCAGGAAAAAGAAAAGGCGUGCAAGCUGCUGCAGGUAGAAAAGGGCAGAGUAGAAAGGUUGGCUCAGAUUGUGUGUGAGCAGCGCUCCCAGCUGGACAGCUGUCCUGAAGCCACCAAGGAGCCCCUGCAGGAGCAGCUAGCCAGGGACUGCGAAGUGCUUGAGGCAGAGACAAAGCGUUUUGAGGACCUGGAGUUUCAGCAGCUCGAGAGAGAAAGCAGGCAGGACGAGGAGAAGGAGACCCACACCCAGCAGCUUCUCCGGGAGAUCGCAGACUACCAACGCAGCACCGUCACCCGCAAGGAGCGUCUGUUAACUCUGAAGAAGCAGUCGGCGCAGAUUACGCAGCAGGUUCAACGAGAGAAGGAGAGCUUCUUGAAGGAGAGGAGCAACCUUGAGUCCAUGCUGCAGAGAGAGAAAGAAAGCCUGGCUGUGCUGGAAAGAAAAUACCCUGGCCUCACCGGUGGACGGAGUUUCACCCUGAGAGAGGAUUCAGCCUCUUUGGCUGAUGUGUGUCGCUCCCUCCUUUCUUCUAUUUUUCUCAAGAACGCAGAGGGCUAUGUCACAGUCAGUGAAAUCAAUGAGCUUUACUCACAGCUUGGGCAAGACCCUAAACCUGCUCCUGCCCCCACUCUGACCAAAGCCUCUCCUGAGCCCGAGGCAACCCUUUCCCCUGAUGAGGACACCCCCAAACCAGCGGAGGAUGAGCAUUUCCGUCUGCUGGAGGAGAGGAAGAGGUCUGAGAAAGAAAGUGGCUCACAUCUAAGUGAUACAUUACCUAGGAAGAAAACCGCGACCGCCAUGAACCCCCAGUUUAUGUGUGCAACACUCGGGCGCAGCUUCCCCACAAAGUCCCAUCAGCCUCUGGUACAGAGUACAAGUUGUGGGAGUAUUCUUCCAAGAAUCCUCAGUUUAUCCAAUAAGGAAAGUGAAUCUCGACGUCUGCAUAAAGGUCAGCCGAGCUCCCGAGCUGCUUCUCAGACCAACGUCUACCUCGAUGCCUUUGGGUACCGUGAAAACCAGGCCUUUGACACAAUGAGUGUGGAUAGUAGUGACUCUAUUGAAACCAGCAUCUCUGCUUGCUCACCUGACAACAUCUCCAGUGCCAGUACGUCAAAUGUAGCCAAGCUGGAGGAGAUGGAGCGCCUGCUGAGAGAGGCGCAGGCCGAGAAGAACCGCCUCCUCGAACACAAGGAGCGGGAAAUGGAAAUUCGAAAGCAGGCCUUGGACGAGGAGAGGAGGAGACGGGAGGAUCUGGAGAAAAGGUUACAAGAGGAGACCAACAGACGCCAGAAACUGAUCGACCGCGAGGUGAAGCUUCGAGAAAAGCAGAGGGUGCAGUCCCGGCCUCUUACUCGGUAUCUGCCUGUGAGGAAGGACGAUUUUGACUUGCGGGCUCACAUUGAGUCGGCGGGCCACAGCCUAGACACGUGCUUCCACCUGUCCAUCUCUGAAAAGACCUGCCGAGGCUACUUGGUCAAGAUGGGAGGCAAAAUCAAAACGUGGAAGAAGCGCUGGUUUGUCUUUGACCGCAACAGACGCACACUAUCCUACUACGCAGACAAGCACGAAGUCAAGUUGAAAGGAGUCAUUUACUUCCAAGCUAUUGAAGAAGUAUACUAUGAUCACUUGAAGAAUGCACACAAGAGCCCAAACCCCUCCCUGACCUUCAGCGUGAAGACUCACGAUAGGGUCUACUACAUGGUUGCUCCCUCUCCCGAAGCCAUGAGGAUCUGGAUGGAUGUGAUCGUCACAGGCGCUGAGGGAUACACUCAGUUCAUGGUGUAGUGAAGCAGAUGUACGGGCCUCAUGUUUUUUAAUGCUGCAGUCCUUUCUGGGUUUUGAAGACAAAAGUAUCAGCAGUGUUGGGCAAGUUACUU
Molecule: messenger RNA, 4768 nt
Organism: Neolamprologus brichardi
Lineage: Eukaryota; Metazoa; Chordata; Actinopteri; Cichliformes; Cichlidae
Source: RefSeq, a predicted model, not a curated record